Sinocyclocheilus rhinocerous is the source of this 1050-nucleotide messenger RNA. Its product is annotated as leucine-rich repeat-containing protein 56-like. The transcript has 6 exons. Lineage: Eukaryota; Metazoa; Chordata; Actinopteri; Cypriniformes; Cyprinidae. The coding region runs from base 1 to 1050 and encodes 349 amino acids. The record is from RefSeq and is a predicted model, not a curated record.
AUGUCGAACUUCUCCAAUAGUCCGCGCAUUCAGAUCUGCCUCCGUCCAAUCAACAACCAGUUGAUAGAAUCAUGUCCCCCGUAUGGCUGUAGAGAGGAAGUGAAUCAGAUAAAGGCUUAUUAUUCUCAGUAUUUCCUCAGGGAUCUGGGAACCGGCUUCUCCCUCCUGCAGGUCUUAUGUCUGGCUCGAUGUGGUCUGACUGACCUGGAGGGGAUUUCUGCUCUUUCCUCCUUAAAGGAGCUGUAUGCGGCGUUCAACAGCGUCUCAGACCUGAGUCCAGUCAGUUUGCUGGAGGAUCUGGAGCUGCUGGAUCUGGAGGAGAACGAGGUUGAAGAUCAGGCUCAGUUGUGGUAUUUGGGCCGUUGUGUGAAGCUCAGGACACUUUCACUGGAAGGAAACCCUGUGUGCACCUGCCCCGCUCCAGGAGCCUCUGAGGUCUCGGGCUACAGCUACAGGUCUGCGGUGCGUGAGCUGAUCCCUCAGCUGAUCUUCCUCGAUGACGCUCCUGUUGAAGAGGACAAACCUCAACGCUGCAGAGCUUCACUGCAGGACUGGACUCUUCUCAGAGAAUCCAUCAGAGACGCUUCAGUCAGUGACGGCCUGGAGCUCACAGAUGCAGACACAGGUAAAGACAAACAGCAGCUUCUGGAGACUGUCUCAGCAGCACUCCAUGUGUUUAAGAGCGGCGUCAGACCUGCUUCAGCUCGGCCUGGAGAUCUGAGAAGCCGUCCAGACAGCGCCAGACCUCUCACUCCCUGCAGCGGAUCAAGACCAGGAUCGACCGGCUCCAACAUCACCGUCCUGAACCACGAGGCCAGCGAUCUGACCAACGGUGUUGGCCGAGUUCUCUGUGGGAAUCCACUACAGGCUGCUCGAGCUCGAAGACAGAAAAUAAAGCUCCAAAACUCUAGCUCUCAAACUCGUCCCAGCACACGGAUCAGUAGCUUCGUUCCUGAACACACGUUUGAGCAUGAAGAGUGGAGCAGCCGGGAUCACAGGGAUGUUUUUACUGAACUCAGAAGCUGGAGGAUUGAGCACAACAAGUACUGA